Penicillium verhagenii is the source of this 1647-nucleotide messenger RNA. RefSeq names its product General alpha-glucoside permease. Bases 1 to 1647 code for a protein of 548 amino acids. NCBI's taxonomy places the organism in Eukaryota, Fungi, Ascomycota, Eurotiomycetes, Eurotiales, Aspergillaceae. The record is from RefSeq and is a predicted model, not a curated record. Gene Ontology annotation, cellular component: membrane. Gene Ontology annotation, biological process: carbohydrate transport; transmembrane transport. Gene Ontology annotation, molecular function: carbohydrate:proton symporter activity. The transcript has 2 exons.
AUGUCGGCCGUUUCUCCGGAGCACGAUGCAGAGAAGACCCCUCCAUCUGUCCCGGUGGCCACAAUGGCCGCCGAGGCUAAUCGGGCUACGGAGACAGAGCACAAGAUGGGCCUUUGGCAGGGUAUACGUACAUACCCACACGCCGUGGGCUGGUCAAUUCUGUUUUCCUCGGCGCUUAUUAUGGAAGGUUACGAUAAUGCGCUGAUUGCUAGUCUGUUUGCAUACGGACCGUUCCAGGAAAAUUUUGGUGACAAAUUGGCCGAUGGGACGUACCAAGUGACGGCUGCGUGGCAGUCGGGUCUCACCAAUGGCGCCUUGGUCGGCGAGCUUAUUGGUCUACUUAUGAACGGUAUUAUUGCCGAGCGCUUUGGUUAUAAGAAGAGUAUUAUAGGGUCCUUGGUUGCAUGUGUGGCUUUUGUGUUUAUUGUCUUCUUUGCGAAAACUUUACCUGUCUUACUUAUUGGAGAAAUACUUAUCGGAAUUCCGUGGGGUCUUUUCCAGACUAUUACUACGACAUAUGCGUCUGAGGUGUGUCCGGUUGUGUUACGGCCAUAUCUGACAACAUAUGUCAACCUUUGCUGGGUGAUUGGUCAAGUCAUUGCCUCGGGUGUUCUUAAAGCAAUGGAGAGCCGCACGGAUACUUUGGGCUACAAGAUUCCAUUCGCACUACAAUGGAUGUGGCCCGUCCCAAUCAUGAUCGGCGUCGCCUUCGCCCCAGAGUCUCCAUGGUGGCUAGUCCGAAAGGGACGAAUCGAAGAAGCCCGCCACGCCCUCAAGCGCCUGACGACAACUGGACAAGAUCCCGACUUCAACGUCGACGAGACAAUCGCCAUGAUACGCAGUACCAAUGAACUCGAGAAGGAAAUUUCCGCGGGAACUUCCUACUUUGAUUGUUUCACGGGCAUCGAUCUCCGACGCACCGAGAUUGUGUGUAUGACCUGGGUCGCACAACAGAUAUCCGGGUCCGCGUUCAUGGGGUACUCGACCUACUUCUACGAGCAGGCCGGACUGGCUGCCAGUAAUGCGUUCACGCUGAGCAUGGUGCAGUAUAUCAUUGGUGCAAUUGGUACACUGCUAUCCUGGGCGCUGAUGGGCAAGUUCGGACGGCGCACGCUAUACGCCUACGGACUCGGCGCGCAGAUGACCGUGUGUUUCAUCAUUGGAUGUCUUGGUAUCAUCCACAAGGGUAACGUGGCAGCACAGUGGGCUAUCGGCAGUCUGCUGCUGGUAUACACGUUUUGUUACGAUGCGAGCGUCGGGCCGGUUUGUUACUCGCUUGUUUCGGAGUUGAGCUCCACGCGCCUGAAAGCAAAGUCGAUCGUCUUGGCGCGUAUCGCUUAUAAUGUGAGCGGUGUUAUUGUCAACAUUAUUACGCCGCGCAUGCUCAAUCCUACGGCUUGGGACUGGGGCGCUAAGUCGGGGUUCUUCUGGACUGGUUCCUGUUUGCUUUGUCUUGUAUGGGUCUAUUUCCGUUUGCCUGAGCCGAAGGGUCGCACAUAUGCCGAGCUGGAUUUACUGUUUACGCGCGGAGUUUCGGCACGUGAGUUCAGCUCGACAAUUGUGGACCCGUUCUCUGCACACGAGAAGGAUCAUGGAGAAGAUAAAAAGACCAUCGGGCCUUCUGUGGAGAUUGUGGAGCAUAUUUAG